UGGCCUCCCGCAAGAAUUCCUCCCGCGUCUGCCCCUCUGUCCGUGGGUCAGUGUGUCUGCAGAGCCAGCUGGAGGCCCUGGGCUCUGUGCACUGUAUGGGACACUACAUCAGACCAAUGGCGGCGGCAGCGACCUUGUCCGGCCUGGCGGUGCGAGUGCCGCGGUGUGCAGUGGCCUGCGGCUACUACCGCGCCUUCUGCAAGCCGCUCACACGCACGCUGCUCAUCUUCUUCAACCUGGCCUGGCGGCUGCGCAUGAACUUUCCCUAUUUCUACGUCGUGGCCUCCGUGAUUCUCAACGUCCGCCUGCAGGUACAUAUUUAGAUUAACUAACUUUGUGGCAGACUCGAGCUCCCUGCAGGAUGACUGACUUCCACCCACCAGCUCACCCUCCCUAGAGCAAAGCCACCAACUGGACUAGCACAUGCAGACUUUGCGGGUCUGUGUUUCCAGUGACUCAUCUUUUAAUAUAAAUGGGCGGCUAGAAAUCAUGAUUUACUGUGAAAGCCUUCAAUAUAACCAAAAAAGCAAAGCCUAAGAUAUAACGAAAAG
Phyllostomus hastatus (greater spear-nosed bat) is the source of this 551-nucleotide messenger RNA. Its product is annotated as small integral membrane protein 10-like protein 2A. The record is from RefSeq and is a predicted model, not a curated record. The transcript has a single exon. Bases 96 to 323 code for a protein of 75 amino acids. Lineage: Eukaryota; Metazoa; Chordata; Mammalia; Chiroptera; Phyllostomidae.